This is a messenger RNA of Paramuricea clavata, 288 nucleotides long. Lineage: Eukaryota; Metazoa; Cnidaria; Anthozoa; Malacalcyonacea; Plexauridae. The record is from the annotation of a GenBank genome assembly.
AUGGAAGACGGAAAUUUGAUAGCAAAUUUGUCGGCAGACAAUAUUUCCGCAAUUGAAGAACUUAUGCGGCAAGCUAGAAGAGGUUCCGAAAGCGAGAAGACACAGCAGAAUACGGUCGAGGAAACGGAGAGUACUAGCGUCGAAUUUGACAAAGAGUUCUUCAUCGAAGAAGUGAGACAAUUAAGUUGUCUUUGGGACACAAGCUCGUCUUUAUACAAAGACCGUACGGUCAAAGCGAAUGCCUGGAAGAAACUGUCUGAAAUUUUUGACAGGGACGGUAAGGAUUAA